GCUUAAAAAUAAAAAAGGACCGUUACAUUCAGAAGCCCUAACUACACCCUCCAUCCCUCCCGUUCUAACUUCGAAAAAACAUCUUCUUUUUUGUUCAUCAAGCUCCUCAAUCUCCAUGAACAACAUGAAACCCUAGCCCUAGAUCCUCCCUAAACCACCACCAAUGUCACUCUUCGGCGAUGACGUCAACUACAAUCUCGAGUUCCGAUCUACCAAAGACGACGGCUGGUAUCACUGCGGCGUCGUUUUAGAACACCGAAACCGUCUCCGCGUAAAGUUUAAGCACUUCGAUCAGAUCUGCAACGAUGAGGUUUUCUCCGUCUCCGAUUUCUCAACAAACGACGACGUUUCGAAGUUUCUUCAGAGAUUCCGGCCGGAAUCCGAGCCGAUCGGAGAUAAUCGAUGCUCUAGGGUUUCUGAAGGGUUAAUGGUUUCUGCUGCGUGUACUGGUGGUAAUCAUUUGCGUAAAUUUGACGCCGUUGUUGAGGCUGUGAUUAAGAAAAAACACUCGCCCGAGAAGUGUUUAUGCACCUGUUUACUAUUCUGGCAGCAUGGUCCGGAAGAAGGCCAUACAACAAGAACAAAUCUUUCUAGUGUAUACCUCAUUAAGUCCGGUUCUGUUGAUCCCACAGUGCUCAACUUUACAAAACUUGUGAAAGAAAAAGUCAACAGGGCCUCUAUCGAGUUUACUCUGAUCCCCAAGAAUCCAUAUUUGUUCAAAGGAACAAGCUCAAAUGAAAAUAUCACUAAACCACAGGACUUUGGCUCUGUGGGACACAGUUCCCAUGAUGGAUUCUCUGCAGGUUUUGUGAUUUUACCAAACAUUGUCGUAAGAGUAAAGUACACGGAUGGUCCCUUAGGCAGUGAAGGAUUUUUCCCUGUAAGCGAUCAGGGAUGCGAGAAAGAAACCGGCAAUCAGCAUUAUCUUAUAUUGGAAAACUUGGAGACAGAUUUAUGUCCAUUGUUCCUGAUCGAUUUCAUUCAUGAACAGACAUUAAUCACAGCUCAAGCAUACAUUAUUCCACAUCUGUUAUCAGAAACAUGUGCAAGGGCAGCAAUUGUUGUAGAUAAGAAAACAGAACUGGAGACGAUUUAUAAAUUUCUAAAUAAUCCAAAUCACAUUAUCGUAUCUUCCUCCGGAAGACCAUGGGUAUUAGCUGAAGAUAAGGUUAGAACUGGAUCAUUCAGCACAAACCUGCACGGUUUCCCGCCUAUGUCCGAGAAGGGGAACAUGAAGAAGGAUUUGAAGGUUGUUAAGUUAGGAACAGAAGAAUACACAAAAGCUAAAAAACAAAAAGAUUUGUAUAUGGUAUUUCGCAAUCAUCUUAAUGAUGUUGUACAAAGGUUAGCUAUGGAGGAGGAGAUCAUAAACAAUGGCCCAGCCCAAUAACUCAUUUUAGUGCAAACUAGUUUUUUUCCUGCAAAUUGUAAUUAUGCAGUAUCUAACGGUUAACAAUAUUUAUUAACUUGUUUCAUGUCAUUAGUUAGGCAUGAAAAUACAUGGGAGCACGGCCCAAAGUGGAUUUAUA
Helianthus annuus (common sunflower) is the source of this 1529-nucleotide messenger RNA. RefSeq lists its product as uncharacterized. NCBI's taxonomy places the organism in Eukaryota, Viridiplantae, Streptophyta, Magnoliopsida, Asterales, Asteraceae. Gene Ontology annotation, molecular function: chromatin binding. The record is from RefSeq and is a predicted model, not a curated record. The coding region runs from base 164 to 1390 and encodes 408 amino acids. The transcript is spliced from 6 exons.